UAUUUGUUCAUUACGAAAUCUGCGAAAACAUAAAUACAUGCUUACUUAAAAUGAUUUUUAUAUCAAGAAUAUCCUAACCUCAAAGACAGUUAAACAAUAGUUUCACAACUAACAGGAAAGAUAAUAAAUUUCUCUUUAUAUGCGUAUCAAACUUUCUUGGGAGAGAUUAAAGUGAACUGAUUGAGUAACACUUAAUCAGUUGGUGUUAUCGUUUAGAAAAAUUAGAACUGCGGUUCAUCUUGUUCAAAAUCGCGAGUGUAUAGUAAAGCAACACUUGUUGCUUCGAGCGAAUUAGAUGUCGAAUUUGGAGAAGAUGAGAUCGAUAUGGAGGGACGCGGAUGCUGUCACCUUCGAUGUCGAUUCUACCGUAAUUCGAGAAGAAGGUAUCGAUGAGCUUGCGAAAUUUUGUGGAAAAAAAAACGAGGUUACUGCGUUAACGAAUCAGGCAAUGCAAGGAAACGUGACGUUUCGACAAUCUUUGGUGGACAGGCUGAAUAUUAUAAAACCAAGUUUGACGCAAAUCGAACAGUUUCUAGCUUCUCGCGAGCUGAAACUUUCGUCUGGGAUUAAAGCUCUGAUAACGACGCUCCAAAAUCGUAAAAAGCACGUGUUCUUGAUAUCUGGUGGAUUUCGUUGUUUAAUUGCACCAGUUGCUACGUCGCUUAAUAUUCCGUCAGAGAAUAUUUUUGCGAACAGACUUAAAUUUUAUUUCACAGGAGAAUAUGCAGGAUUCGACGAAGAUCAACCCACCGUCGAAAAUGGAGGGAAAACAAAAGUAAUUGAAUACCUCAAAAAUGAAAAAGGGUUUAAAACUAUUGUGCACAUCGGGGACGGCGCAACGGAUUUAGAAACAACCGCGAUAGCAGAUUUAUUUAUAGGAUAUGGAGGAAAUGUGGUCCGAGAGAGCGUCAAGUCGAAAUCUCCUUGGUUCAUUACCGACUUCAAUGAACUCAUAAAUAUCUUGGAAACGUGAACAGUAUGAUACGUUUUUCUUUUAUAAAUUUUGAGCUUGUAAAGUUCUAACAAUGAGCGAUAGAAAUGUUGCAAUUAUAACGCAACCUAAAAAUA
This is a messenger RNA of Megachile rotundata (alfalfa leafcutting bee), 1068 nucleotides long. RefSeq names its product phosphoserine phosphatase (gene aay). Gene Ontology annotation, biological process: dephosphorylation; L-serine biosynthetic process. The record is from RefSeq and is a predicted model, not a curated record. Gene Ontology annotation, cellular component: cytoplasm. Gene Ontology annotation, molecular function: magnesium ion binding; L-phosphoserine phosphatase activity. NCBI's taxonomy places the organism in Eukaryota, Metazoa, Arthropoda, Insecta, Hymenoptera, Megachilidae.